Molecule: messenger RNA, 660 nt
Organism: Rotaria sp. Silwood2
Lineage: Eukaryota; Metazoa; Rotifera; Eurotatoria; Philodinida; Philodinidae
Source: the annotation of a GenBank genome assembly
AUGAUCUUAUUAGAUUUAUUGAGUCUUUCGGUUAAUAUUUUAUGUCUUAUACAAAAAUUACCACAAAUUAUUCGUAUUUAUAAAACAAAAAAUGUUGCUAGUAUUUCAAUAUCAUCUGUCUUACUUGAAGAAACGGCUUAUACAUUAGUUUUAACUUAUAAUCUUUGGAGAAAUUAUCCAUUAUCGGCAUUUUUUGAAUAUAUAUUUCUUUUUAUACAAGAUAUAUUUCUUCUAUGGGCAUUGGCAAAAUAUUCAACAAAAGAUAAAGAUAAACAGAAUGACGGAUCAAAACCUUUAUAUGGAAUAUUAAUUUUUUGUCUUUAUCUAGCAGCAAGUUCGUUGAAACUUCUACCAAAAAAAUGGAUGAGUACUUGUACUAUGUUUGUUAUUCCUAUUGGUGCUUCAUCAAAAAUAAUUCAAUUGCGAACAAUUCUUUCAAAUAAAAGUGCUGGUCAAGUUAGUCGAACUGGUUGGGCAAUUGCAUCUUACAGUAAUUUUGCUCGAAUAAUUACAAAUCUUGUUCAAACAAAAGAUAUGAGUAUGGUGAUAAAUUUAUUAAUUAGCUUCGUUCUUAAUAUUUCAAUUGUGAUCGCUUGUACGAUUUAUUCCAAUGAUUCUGUAUCAAAACUGACAGAUAGAAGAAAGAAAAAGACAACAUAA